Messenger RNA from Elgaria multicarinata webbii, 1699 nucleotides. RefSeq names its product growth arrest specific 8 (gene GAS8). Bases 50 to 1513 code for a protein of 487 amino acids. The record is from RefSeq and is a predicted model, not a curated record. The transcript is spliced from 11 exons. Lineage: Eukaryota; Metazoa; Chordata; Lepidosauria; Squamata; Anguidae. Gene Ontology annotation, molecular function: small GTPase binding; microtubule binding. Gene Ontology annotation, biological process: flagellated sperm motility. Gene Ontology annotation, cellular component: motile cilium; Golgi apparatus; microtubule.
CGCGGCAACUCCGGGCCUGGGCAGCCGAAGGGGCGCCUCUGUUGGUACCAUGGCACCCAAAAAGAAAGGCGAGAAGAAAGCUGGCGGCAGCAGCAAAAAGGGCAAAGGUGCGAAAGGUUCGCCAGUGGUGGAUGCUGUCCCCCCGGAGAGCAUGUCGAAAGAGCAGCUGGAGGACCACAUUGGGCGCAUUCGGGAGGAACUGGACCGUGAGCGGGAAGAACGCAACUACUUCCAGCUGGAGCGGGACAAGAUCCACACCUUCUGGGAGAUCACUCGGCGGCAGCUGGAUGAGAAGAAGGCGGAGCUUCGCAACAAGGACCGUGAGAUGGAGGAGGCCGAAGAGCGUCACCAGAUAGAGAUCAAGGUGUACAAGCAGAAAGUGAAGCACCUGCUCUAUGAGCACCAGAACAACCUCACCGAGCUGAAGGCGGAGGGGACCGUCUCGAUGAAGCUGGCCCAGAAGGACCACCGGUCCCAGGAAAUGGAGAUGCGGAAGGACAUGCGCACUCUGAAGGUGGAUCUGAAAGAGCAGGAGCUCGCCAACGAGAUGGUGGUGAAGAACCUCCGGCUGAAACAACAAGAGGAUAUGACACGGCUGCGCAAUGACUUUGAGAGGCAAGUGAGAGAGAUCGAGGCCAAGUACGAGAAGAAGAUGCGUGUGCUGCGGGACGAGUUGGACCUGCGCAGGAAGACUGAAAUCCACGAGAUCGAGGAGAGGAAGAACGGCCAGAUCAACACACUGAUGAAGAACCACGAGAAGGCCUUCAGCGACAUCAAGAACUACUACAACGAUGUCACCCUGAACAACCUGGCCCUCAUCAACACCCUCAAGGAGCAGAUGGAGGAGAUGAAGAAGAAGGAGGACCACCUCGAGAAGGAGAUGGCCGAAGUGAUGUUGCAGAACAAAAGGUUGGCGGAGCCACUACAGCGAGCCCGGGAUGAGGUGGCCGAGCUGCAGAAGAAGCUGGCCCACUACGAGAAAGACAAGACCAUGCUGGCGAGCAUACGAGCCCGCCUGAAAGUCACCGAGAAGGACCUCAAGGGACUCCAAUGGGAGCACGAGGUGCUGCAGCAGAGGUUCAGCAAGGUGCAGGAAGAGCGAGAUGAGCUGUACGAGAAAUUCACCAAAGCCAUUAACGAGGUGCAGCAGAAAACCGGCUUCAAGAACUUGUUGCUGGAGCGGAAGCUGCUGGGUCUCUCCAGCAUCCUGGAGAAGAAGGAGGUGCAGCUCAACGAGGUGCUCGCUGCCUCCAACCUGGAUCCCAGCGCCCUCACCGUGGUCACCCGCAAGCUGGAGGAUGUGCUUGACUCCAAAAACAAUGCCAUCAAGGACUUGCAGUAUGAGCUGGCCAGAGUGUGCAAGGCUCACAACGACUUGCUGCGGACGUACGAGGCCAAACUGGCAGCCUUCGGCAUCCCCUUGGACAAUUUGGGCUUCAAGCCUCUGGAGACCUCUGUGUUCGGCCACACGUUGGGCCAAGGCCCGGCGGGGUUUGUCUCCACCCCCACGUAGCAGAGCCCGGCCUCAUCCUUCGGAGCACCUUCUUCUGCCUUUGCCUUACGUGUGAGCCGGCUCUGCGCUCCCGUUCCCGCGGUGGCUGUGAAGUGGAAGAGAAGAGAGGAGGCAGCAGCACCUGGGAAGGGAUUGGGGCCGGCCCAGCCCUCUUUUGCAUUAAACUGGCCCUGGCAUUGGCUUUUC